Molecule: messenger RNA, 1033 nt
Organism: Balearica regulorum gibbericeps (East African grey crowned-crane)
Lineage: Eukaryota; Metazoa; Chordata; Aves; Gruiformes; Gruidae
Source: RefSeq, a predicted model, not a curated record
GUCUGGAGUGUGACUUGGCCAUGAAUCUGGUGGGGCAGCCCCUGGUGAGACAGCAGGUGAUGAAGGGAGUGAGGGAGUUCCUGGAGAACCAGAAUCCUGUGAAACCCCUCGUGAUGUCCUUCCACGGCUCAACGGGAACAGGCAAAACCUACGUGAGCUCCAUGCUCGUCCGCUACCUCUUCCAGGGUGGGCUCCAGAGCCCCUACGUUCACCAGUUCUCUCCAAUAGUGCACUUCCCCCAUGCUGAGCGGAUAGAGCAGUACAAGGAAAACCUGAAGCGCUGGAUCCAAGGGAACUUGACAAACUGUGGACGGUCAGCCUUUCUCUUUGAUGAGAUGGACAAGAUGCACCCGGGCCUGAUCGACGUGAUCAUACCAUUCCUGGGACCCUCGUGGGUUGUGUACGGGACCAACUACCGCAAAGCAAUCUUCAUCUUCAUAAGCAACGCAGGAGGGGAGCAGAUCAUCGAAAUGACACUGGAUCUCUGGCGUGCACGCAAGGACCGGGAGGAGAUCAGCCUGCAGGACCUGGAGCCGGCCAUCUCCAAAGCCGUGUUUGAAAACCCUCAGAGUGGAUUCUGGAAAUCUGGGAUCAUUAACGAACAUCUCAUUGAUUUUGUUGUGCCCUUCCUCCCAUUGAAGCACCACCAUGUAAAGCAGUGCGUCGUCAGUGAACUUGUCCAGCAACGCCUCGAAGUACGUCCGGAUGUUGUCCAGGAGGUAGCUGACAGCAUCCCCUACUUCCCAGAAAAGGAGAAAAUAUUCUCAUCAACAGGCUGCAAAACAGUGGCCUCUCGGAUCAGUUUUUUCUUCUAGCCGCUGGUGAGGGCCUUGCUCAGAUCCAUAGGGGAUGUAUAUGGAGCUGUAAAGCGGCAGAGCCCAGGGCUGGCAGGAUGAGCAGUAGGAGCUGCGUGUUCCCUCUUGGCAGCACAAGUGCUUUCCUGCUGAGCUUGCCUCUGCAGCCCCAAGGAGGCCACUGCAGGAUGCAGCUGUGGGACCAAGUGCAAGCGAGUGAUUUAAAGCACUUUACUGUG